This is a messenger RNA of Coffea eugenioides, 1495 nucleotides long. Its product is annotated as hydroxyphenylpyruvate reductase. Gene Ontology annotation, cellular component: cytosol. Bases 298 to 1239 code for a protein of 313 amino acids. NCBI's taxonomy places the organism in Eukaryota, Viridiplantae, Streptophyta, Magnoliopsida, Gentianales, Rubiaceae. The transcript has 2 exons. The record is from RefSeq and is a predicted model, not a curated record. Gene Ontology annotation, molecular function: NAD binding; hydroxypyruvate reductase [NAD(P)H] activity; glyoxylate reductase (NADPH) activity.
AAAAUAAAGAUAAAAAUAAGAAAGCAAAUACUGACAGAAAAUCCCGGCGGCAUCCCAUCUGUAUCUGUUGGUUCAUAACGGGCGUCACCACCUCCCCAGCCUGUGGUGGGCUCUCAAAAGCUGACCACAACUCAGUGUACUUACCCCCAACUCCCCAAUCCUAUUGGAAUUUCGAGCAAUUAAGCUCCCAUAUAUAUAUAAAACAGAUACUAGUAUUGUAACAACCCCACACAAUUGACUCUUUCCCUCCCGUUCCAAACAAAAAAAAAAAGAGAAAAAAAAACGAAGAGAGUAAUAAUGGAGUCAAUCGGAGUUCUGAUGAUUUGUCCAAUGAAUUCCUACCUAGAACAAGAAUUAGACAAACGUUUCAAGCUCUUCCGCUACUGGAAUAUUCCACAGACGCAGCAAUUCUUGAAAGAAAACUCAAACUCAAUCCGGGCUGUUGUGGGUAACUCCAUGGCCGGCGCUGAUGCCCAGCUGAUUGAAUCGCUCCCGAAGCUCGAGAUAGUUUCGAGUUUUAGUGUGGGCUUAGAUAAGAUUGAUUUGAACAAGUGUAAGGAGAAGGGGAUAAGGGUCACUAACACUCCUGAUGUGCUGACUGAGGAUGUUGCUGACCUGGCAAUCGGGCUGAUGUUGGCGGUUUUGAGGAGGCUUUGUGAAUGUGAUCGCUAUGUCAGAAAAGGAUUGUGGAAAACUGGUGAUUUUAAGUUGACUACGAAGUUCACCGGAAAGUCAGUGGGCAUUAUAGGUUUAGGCAGAAUUGGCACUGCAAUUGCUAAGCGAGCCGAAGCAUUUGACUGCCCAAUCAGUUACUACUCAAGAUCAGAGAAGGCGGAUACAAAUUAUAAGUACUAUCCAUCUGUCAUUGACUUGGCUUCCAACUGCCAAAUUCUGGUUGUUGCAUGUUCGCUAACUCCUGAAACUCGUCACAUAAUCAACCGUGAGGUCAUCGAUGCAUUGGGGCCAAAGGGAGUUCUCAUUAACAUCGGAAGAGGUCCUCAUGUUGAUGAAGCUGAGCUGUUAUCAGCUCUUGUUGAAGGCCGUUUGGGAGGGGCUGGGCUUGACGUGUUUGAAAAUGAACCUGAAGCGCCUGAGGAGCUCUUUGGUCUGGACAAUGUAGUCCUAUUGCCCCAUGUAGGGAGUGGGACAAUAGAAACGCGUACGGCAAUGGCUGACCUUGUCCUUGGAAACCUGGAAGCUCACUUUCUGAACAAACCACUUUUGACUCCUGUAGUUUGAUUAAAUUAUGAAGGUAGUAAAUUCAUGAUUGUGAGGGAGCUUCAUUCUUGAUGUCAACCAUCUUCAUCUAUUUGAUACUGGACACGAUUGGCUCCGGAAAUUUGGUGUACUAUUGAUGCAUCUUACUUGUAAGUGUGUUUUUUUAUGUAUCCUUUGAUCCUGUCCUGUUUGACUUCGCUUUAGCAUUCUCGGGAAACUUUGAGCUACGACAAUUUGUUGUUUUCUACCUUCAAAUUUGAUAAAAAAUCUUGUAGUA